CCUUGAUAAUCAUCAAAACGUAAAUACUCGUUUGUUGUUUCGUUUGUGCAAUUAAAGACAGUGUUUAAACUGUUAUUAAUGUUCGUUAUAAUAUUAUAGUUUGAUGAUUACACUUUUCAACGUUUGUGAACAUAUUUCAAGUUGAAUAUGGAUAAACUGACGUUAAUAUCAGGCACUUUGUUCAUGGCUGCUGAUGUUUUUGCCAUAGUUAGCCUAGCUAUGCCUGACUGGAUUAUCACUGAUGUUGGAGGUGACACAAGAUUAGGCCUGAUGUGGACAUGCAUGACGUUAUACAACCGACCCCAAAUCUGUUUCACACCCGAUCUCCAGCCUGAGUGGCUGUUGGCUUUGGUCUGCAUCUUUGUUGGCUGUAUUUGCAUCACAACAACCAUAAUUCUAUUAGCUUCUUCACACUGGGAUAGGAAUGUCAUCCCCUAUGCUCGCUGGGUCGGAUUUACUGCAAUGGUGCUGUUCUGCCUGGCCGCAGUGAUAUUCCCCAUGGGUUUCCAUGUAGAUGAGAUUGGUGGUCAGCCGUAUCAACUGCCCAACAGUCACCAAGUUGGAGUCUCCUACAUCCUGUUUGUUUUGUCCCUCUGGAUCACAGUUAUCUCGGAACUGUUCGCUGGGAAAGUUUGCUUACCUCAUUUCUAAGCACUCUGUAAGGUUAUGGGAUGAACACAUUGUAAAUAUUUACUAAGAUCUGUGAACAAGAUUAGGGUUAAAGGUGCUGAAGUGGUGUAAUAUAUAAGAUACUGGCAUUAACCUUAUCUUUAGAUUUGGAUUUUUAUUUGUACUUAGUAGGCAAUGGAUAGCUGAUAGGUUACCAAUCGAAACAAAAAGCACAACAACAUAACAAAUCAAAAGGCCUCAAAUCCAAUUCUGUUUGAGAUAAGGCAUUAGCUUUUGUAUGGUUAGCAAGUGAGCCAUCUGUCCUUAAUUGGGCGUUUGGUAUUUGCUAAAGAAAUAUCUGAUUACACUGGGCUGAUGUAGUAUUUUAAAGUAUCUGAAUGCAUGUUAUGAAUGGAGUGAGAUCUAUUAGUUUGGUAGUAUUACUGCCCUAAAUUAGCUUUUAUUUUAGCUAGGAUCAUUUAAUAAAAGCCCACGGAACAAAGAACAAAACCAAACUAAAAUAGUACAAAUUUAACCUUGAACCUUCUAAAAGUGUCAUACAGUAGUUGUUAUCCAUAUAUAAUUCUUUUAAACUAAACCUAGAGAUGGCCUAUGACUGGAGCAGUCUUAGGCUGGUUUUAUGCAUGGUUAGGCCCCGGGUGCGAUACGAGCGGCGAGCGGCAUGAGCAGCGCCGCUCUGACAUCGGGUCUCAUUUAGUUGCGUGUAAAUUUGUUGAGGGUGGCCACGAUACGUCUGAGCGGCGAGCGGCACCGCUCAGCGCCGCUCAUGGUUCCAAGUCAAAACCGAUUUUCGCAAAAACUCCGCUCGCCGCUCAGGUGAGUCAUGCUUCAGCUCGGCCUAAAAUGACAGGGAAACAUCAGCAAACGUGCGAUACGGGUCGAUACGUGGGGUGCAGUCCAGGGAAUGUUUGUGGAAUGACCAGCACGGAAGUUUUAAAACACUUCAGUCACCAGAAAAGUAUGGGAAAAAAUUAGGGUUAAGGUUUUUCUAAAAACUAAGUUUUUCUUUAAAGGCAAACAAUUGUCAGAUAGCAACAAAAGUUGCAAUACGUCUUGCAGGUAAGCAUAGUUUACCAUUUUAUACUAAACUAACUCAUAAAACUUGGGAAACUUGAUGAGCGUUAUAAAUGUGCCGCUUGUAUCGUAGCCACCACCGCCGCUCACGUGCCGCUCAGGUUGCCGCUCGCCGCUUGCCGCUCACCGCUCGCCGCUCGUAUCGUACCCGAGGCCUUACAGUGGCUGGACAUUUCAAGUUCUGUUGAGUGAAAAGGCAUUUAUGGCGGCAGGAAAAAUGUCACAAAUGUAACGUUGCAUUCUCUAAACACUGACAGCAGAUUUUGGAAACGCCUCUGCCAAAAGUUUAGCUUGUUCCUUAAUAUUUUGAAUCAAACUGGUGUGUUUGUGCACAGCGGCAGUCAUAUUUUCCAUACUCUAUGUAGUAUUUUCUCCAUUUUGUUUUUCACUGUAGUUAAUUA
This is a messenger RNA of Macrosteles quadrilineatus (aster leafhopper), 2105 nucleotides long. RefSeq lists its product as uncharacterized. Lineage: Eukaryota; Metazoa; Arthropoda; Insecta; Hemiptera; Cicadellidae. Gene Ontology annotation, cellular component: Golgi apparatus; ciliary membrane. The transcript has 3 exons. The record is from RefSeq and is a predicted model, not a curated record. The coding region runs from base 148 to 651 and encodes 167 amino acids. Gene Ontology annotation, biological process: negative regulation of smoothened signaling pathway.